GACGUUUCCGAGAUGGUCCGAUUUUGACACAUAAAACUCUAGAAAAAUAGUAAAGAGUAUUUCGCGAAACUUGUAAAAACACGACUGCGAAAUGGCUUCGGUCAAUGCUCGUGGCGUUUCGCGAGUUUUGCAAAAGAUAGACAAUUCGAUUAAAAACGGGGAAUUCUACGAGGCUCACCAAAUGUACCGAAUGUUAUACUUUAGAUAUUUGGGCCAAGAGAAGUAUUUAGAAUUAUUGGAUAUGUUGUAUAAUGGAGCUAUGUCGUUUUUAGAUCACAACCAGGAUAUUAGUGGAGCUGAUUUAGGUACUUUACUAGUGGACGUUUUGGUUCAAUCCGGGAAUAAAGAUUACACAUCGUGGACACCGAAACUAUGUAAAAUUUUCGCGAAAAUUAAUCCAAUAACGCCCGAAAGAGACACUUUUAUUAUUAAAACCAUAAGAUGGUCUUCCUUAGAUGGUAAAUUUGGACACCCAUUUCUUCAUCAAAGUAUAGCUCAAGUAUAUUGGAACGAAAAAAAUUAUAUACAAGCAAGACAUCAUUAUUUACAUUCAAAGGAUGGCCAAGGAUGCGCUCGCCUUUUAAUCGAAUUCCAAAGAACGCAAGGAUUCCGUUGCGAAGCAGAUUUGUUUAUAGCUCAAGUCGUGUUACAAUACCUUUGUUUAAGCAAUAAAUCGACUGCGAAUCAAACGUUUGCAAGCUACACUCAACAACAUCCGAGUAUCAAGAAAAACGGUCCGCCCUAUUUAUUACCUUUAUUAAAUUUUUUGUGGUUUUUACUACAAGCGAUAGAAAGCCGAAAAAUGACGUCAUUUACUGUUUUGUGUCAACAAUACGAACCGUCGAUAAAACGGGAUCCGUGUUACGUUCAAUAUUUAGAUAAAAUCGGACAGAUUUUUUUCGGAUUAAAACCACCUCCACAAACGGGAAAAGCAUUCUUUGACAAUUUCAUUCAGUCAUUUUUAAACGCUGAGGAUGAUAGUGAAGAUGAAGUCACCCUGCCAUCGUCUAGUAGACAGAUAAUCGAAUCAACAGAUUUGGAUUAAUUUAGUAAUAAUAAAAAAAUAAAAUAAAAAGAGAAUUAAA
Molecule: messenger RNA, 1085 nt
Organism: Onthophagus taurus
Lineage: Eukaryota; Metazoa; Arthropoda; Insecta; Coleoptera; Scarabaeidae
Product: Golgi to ER traffic protein 4 homolog
Biological process (GO): protein insertion into ER membrane
Cellular component (GO): BAT3 complex; cytosol
Molecular function (GO): protein binding
Source: RefSeq, a predicted model, not a curated record